UUGACACACCCACCAAAUUGUUUCUAGUAAUUUUGGUAGUAAAAUUCGUUUCGUACCCUCUCUCUCUCUCUCUCUCUCUCUCUAGAGACGAAUUGCAAUCACUCGUCCUUCAUAUCCAGGGGGUCAGGCCGUCUGGGUACAUACGUUUAUCAACGACUCUGCUUCAAUCCUUCAACCAAAUUUUAUUUAUUCCCUUACAAAUUCCUGCGUCCAAUUUAAUCCGCUGAUCUUAUCCCCUUCUUGAAAAAGUAUCCACGCAAGCCCUAGAAAUUUUUCUCCAGGGUUCUCAUACUUUCUUUCUUUUCCCUAACAGUAGUUAAUCGUUGUCGGGGGAGGAAUUUGUUGUUCCCUUUGUUGUUUAAGUAGAAGCGUGUAGAAAUGGAUGGAUUUAGUAUUCAAGACUCUUCCAACCUUCAAGAUAUUGACCAGUUCGGCGCGACUUCGAAAGAAGAUACAGUAUUCGAUGCAUCCCAGUAUGCAUUUUUCGGAAAUGAUGCCGUUGAAGAAGUUGAGUUGGGGGGACUAGAAGACGAGGAAGAUGAGUUUCCGCCAGUUGGGCUUGAUGAUGAAGGGUAUCCGUUGGAUCGAGAAGAGGGUGCAGUUUUUGGAUCCUUAUCUGAAAUCGAUGAUCUUGCCACCACAUUUUCAAAGCUAAAGAAGAUUGAUAAUGGACCAAGUGCAGGAGUUAUUGAUGAUAGAGGCUCCAGAGAAAGUUCCUCUGCCGCUGAAUGGGUACAAGAAGCAGGUUUCCCCAACUGGUUUGAUCAGCAAACACUUGAUUCAGAUGGCACUGAGGAAGGUAUAACACAGUUAUCGCAACCAUAUUCUUCUUCUGCUCGUAUUCCGGAAUCAACAUCUUUGUAUCGAACAUCUUCCUACCCCGAGCAGCAACACCAGCACCAACACCAACACCAACAUUUUUCCAGUGAACCAAUUCUUGUACCGAAAUCUGCAUAUACUUCUUAUCCUCUUCCUGGAGGUGGAUCUCAACAAGCUUCGCCAAACUAUCAUUCACGCCACCCUCAUAUGCCCCAUCAUCCUGGUGGGCCCCAGAUGCCGAUGCCUUCAUCCAACCUCUCUCCUUUUUCUAACCCUCAGCUUCAGUUGUCUGCCUUACCUUCUGGCACACAAUUUGGUGGAAAUUUGCCCCAGUAUAAAUCUCCAGGUCUCUCUGUUAAUGGGCGACCACAGAACCAAUGGGCCAAUCAAACACAUUUAUUUCCUGGAGACCAUUCCAAUCUGGUGAACAAUUUGUCACCGCAGCAAUUCCCUCGCCAAAAUGGUUUAAUGCCACCAGGCCCACCACAGUUAAUGCCUCAGCAGCAAGCACAUCAACACAGACUGCAUCAUCCAUCUCAACCAUCAUACGGUCAUCUGUCAGGGCUUCCAUCUCAACUAUUUAAUCCCCAUCUUUCUCCAUCCCCCCCUGUAAACAAGCUGGAAGCAGUUCUUGGGUUGGGUCAUUUGAGAGAUCAAAGUCCUAAAUUUCAAACAGGCAGACAGAUCUUCCGGUACUCUCAACAGGGCUUUGAUACCCGUAGCCUUGGGUGGCCACAGUUCAGAUCCAAGUAUAUGACAUCAGAUGAAAUUGAGAAUAUUGUUAGAAUGCAGCUUGCGGCGACGCAUAGUAAUGAUCCAUAUGUAGACGAUUAUUACCACCAGGCUGGUCUUGCAAAAAAGUCUUCUGGCGCAAAGUUGAGACACCAUUUCUGCCCAACCCAACUGAGGGAUCUUCCUCCCGGAGCUCGUAGUAACACUGAGCCGCAUGCUUAUCUCCAAAUCGACGCUCUUGGGAGAGUUUCAUUUCCUUCUAUCCGUAGGCCGCGGCCACUUCUUGAGGUGGACCCUCCAAAUUCAUCUGCUGCUGGGUGCAGUGACCAAAAUCCAUCUGAGAAACCCUUGGAACAGGAGCCAAUGCUCGCUGCUAGAGUAGCUAUAGAGGAUGGCCUCUGUCUUCUCCUUGAUGUGGACGAUAUUGACCGCCUCCUACAGUUUAACCAGCUACAAGAUGGUGGAGCUCAGCUGAGAAGGCGGCGACAGGCCCUGCUCGAGGGGCUGGCGGCAUCUCUUCAACUGGUUGAUCCACUUGGCACUAAUGGCCAAACUGUUAAUUUAUCUCCUAAGGACGAUCUGGUAUUUUUACGACUAGUCUCUCUUCCCAAAGGCCGGAAGCUUCUCUCAAAAUACCUUCAACUUCUUCUUCCCAAUGGUGAGCUAAUUCGAGUAGUCUCCAUGGCAAUUUUUCGUCAUUUGCGGUUCUUGUUUGGUGUCCUUCCUACUGAUCCACAAGUAGCUGAAACAACCCUUAACCUCACAAAAACAAUAUCUUCUUGUAUUUGUGGGAUGGAGCUUAAGCCACUAGCUGCCUGUCUUGCAUCUGUGGCUUGUUCCUCAGAGCACCCUCCACUCCGCCCCAUUGGAAGCUCCCUUGGAGAUGGGGCUUCUGUCAUUGUGAAAUCUGUUCUUGAGAGAGCAACCGAACUCCUAACUGAUCCUCAUGGGACUGAAAGCUGUAGUGUGCCCAAUCGGAACUUUUGGCAGGCCUCUUUUGAUGCGUUCUUUGGGCUUCUGACCAAGUAUUGUUUCAACAAGUACGAUACUAUUAUGCAGUCAUUAGUCAUGCAGUCCUCGCCUGACCUCGGUGUUAUUGGGGCAGAUGUAGCAAGAGCUAUCAAUAAGGAGAUGCCUGUGGAGCUCUUACGUGCAAGCCUUCCUCAUACUGAUGACCGACAGAGAAAGGUCCUAUACGAAUUUUCACAACGCUCCAUGCCUGUUUUAGGAUCUAAUGGUCAUGCCGGAGGGAGUGGCGGCACAUGAGUGAUGCUUUUUUUUUCAACAAGAAGGGAAACGACUCAUGAAGCAUGUGAAAAGGAUAUCUGAUGGCCGAUGAUAUUCUGGAGUACUGGUCCACACAUUGUCUUGAUCAGAAUAAGUUGUGGACAAACACGGAGUUGGAAGCAUUUUAGCUUUUAGAUUUACAUGGUUACUCUUUGGCAAAACUUCGAAAGCAUUCUGCGUCUAUUUGUGUGUGCUGGAACUUUGCUGUUAGUUUUAUCCUAGUUUUUUCGAAGUAGAGAGCUUAUUUUAAUGCUCUGUUGUGGAUUUCCAGAUAGUCGCGAGGAAGUAGGGGUUCAGAAUGAAUGUACAGUGUCCAUUUCGAAGGAAGGUUCCCCAUGUUCCUUGGCUAUAAUUUCAUUGAGGUGGUGGGGAGUAGAAGUGUUAUGUUUUUACGUUUAUUAGAUAGGUUUUUUUUUUUUUUUAAUCUAGUUAUGCCGGAAACUCUUGGAAUGUGGAAAUGCUGGUAUCAGUUUGUGGCUCUUUGACAAUUUUUUUUUCAUGGAUGGCACGACUAUUUUUGUACUAGUAUUAUGAAAGUAAUUCUAAAUUGAACUGGCAGUGCCUAAAUCAUUAUGGGUGCCUUGCUAA
Messenger RNA from Rhododendron vialii, 3426 nucleotides. Its product is annotated as protein PAT1 homolog. Lineage: Eukaryota; Viridiplantae; Streptophyta; Magnoliopsida; Ericales; Ericaceae. The record is from RefSeq and is a predicted model, not a curated record. Gene Ontology annotation, biological process: P-body assembly; deadenylation-dependent decapping of nuclear-transcribed mRNA. The transcript is spliced from 5 exons. The coding region runs from base 379 to 2817 and encodes 812 amino acids. Gene Ontology annotation, molecular function: RNA binding. Gene Ontology annotation, cellular component: P-body.